AUGUGUCCUGACACCCUGCUUCGAGAUCCUUCUUCGGCCCUUCCACUUCCCUCUCUUCCGUCGCUUAUUCUCCUUUCCAUGUUGGCAGCCUCCAUCUCCUAUGUUGCCUCCAACUGUGCUGCCCCCUCCUCUUCUUUUCUACCUACUCGUUCUGAGGCAGAGGCUGAUACUCCUCUCUCGCUUUCGCCCAUGGACGACUAUCCGACCCCCUUUGGAACCACCCCUGUGCCUUCCCUCGACCUCUAUCUUCCUGACCCAGAACCCGCCUAUCCUCUCCCCCUUCCCCUCACCUGGUACGUGUCAGCAGGGUUAGGACGGUCCACUUCCAUCCUUUCCCCCACUUCCCUUGGCUCUCCUGCACUUGGGUCUGCACUGAUUCCCACCACUUCCACUCCUACCUUCCUUUUCCCCCCUCUUCAGUGCCUCUUCACUCCUCCAACCUGUCUGGGUUCUCUUUUCUUGCCCCCCUCCCCCUUUCUUAUUCCCCCCAAGCCCUUUCGUCCCAAAGUUUUUUUGCCUCUUUCUCCUCCCCCCUUAGUGGCUUCUCGCUCAGCCUCCCCUUCUCUUCUCUCUGGUAGCGGCCCCCUGCCCGCUCCCCUUAUCAUCCCGCCUUCCGCUUCUCUUAACCCAUCCCCUCCUACACGUCCUCAUCCUGUUGAAUCCUUUCCUAUCCUGCCUUCUGACCUCUACCCUCGAGAUUUGGGGUACCUUCCGGAGUCGUCCGAGGCAUCUGUUAAGUCCAUCUCUCCCCUCACGGAGGUUAGCGUAGAGAGGGUCGACAGAGAUGGAAAUUUCCAAGAACAAGAGCCUUCUGAAGGCCAUGAUUCUCCGAUCUCUCCCUCUUCGGCCGAGGACAGAGCCGAGGUGGUCGACGGGACAGGAUCGACAAGGAGUCGACAAGAAUGA
Amborella trichopoda is the source of this 906-nucleotide messenger RNA. NCBI's taxonomy places the organism in Eukaryota, Viridiplantae, Streptophyta, Magnoliopsida, Amborellales, Amborellaceae. The record is from RefSeq and is a predicted model, not a curated record.